Messenger RNA from Juglans microcarpa x Juglans regia, 1652 nucleotides. RefSeq names its product DCD domain-containing protein NRP-B-like. The record is from RefSeq and is a predicted model, not a curated record. The transcript is spliced from 5 exons. Gene Ontology annotation, biological process: response to endoplasmic reticulum stress. The coding region runs from base 186 to 1394 and encodes 402 amino acids. NCBI's taxonomy places the organism in Eukaryota, Viridiplantae, Streptophyta, Magnoliopsida, Fagales, Juglandaceae.
GGACAUAUCUACUUCGACAAAUUCACAUACUAUCCUUCCCAUAAUUUCCUCACGCUUCUGUUGUACUCGGACAGGGUCAUUAUUUUCAGCUUGUUGUGUCUGCAGUGAGUGAAUUAUACUCUUUUACACCCAGACUGAGAUUUCUCCUUUUUUCUUGAAAGGAAUUUGGGGAGAUUCGAGUUGGGAUGGAGAAUAAUCAGCGAUCGUUUUGGCACUUCAGUGAUCAGCUUCGGGUACAGGCCUCGAAUUUGGCGAACCUUUCGGUCAACGAGUCCGUUUGGAGCACUAAUCAAGGGACGAAGAUGCCCAACGAAAGGAGGAAUUUUGAUAUUAGGGUUGGUGGAGAGCUUAAUUCUCUGAGAAACUUGAAUCCAAAAGGUUCCGAAUUUAAUGGGUUCAGUGAUGGGUGGAACAGUCUCAAGCUUAAGGGAUCUGAGCUUAAUGGAUUCAAAGAUGGGUCGAACAGUCUCAAGCCAAAGGGAUCUGACGGAUUCAACGAUGGGUGGAACAGUCUGAAGUCAAAGGGGUCUGAUUUCAAUGGAGUCAAUGAUGGCUGGAGCAGUCUGAAGUCAGAGGGGUCUGCUUUCAAUGGGAUCAAUGAUGGUUGGAACAGUUUCAAGCCGAAGAUGACUGAUUUUAAUGGGUCCAAUGAUGGAUGGAAGACUGCGCUUAGCGGCACUGGAAGUGGUCCAGUAUUUGGCGGAUUUCAGAAUAUUGCUGGGACUAAUGGUGGCUUCAACAAGGGGAUUUAUAAUAUUGAUGUGAAGGGGCUCAAAAGUGGUUUUAAGGGUGAGGAUGAUCGUGGAGGAAAAGCUGGGAAAAAGAAUGGCAAUGGUAAUAAGAAGAAUAGUGGUGAGAAUAAUAAUGAUAGCAAGGACAGUAACGGUGCUUUGGACAAGAGGUUCAAGACACUUCCGCAAUCUGAGUCUCUGCCUAGGAAUGAAACCGUCGGUGGGUAUAUCUUUGUUUGCAACAACGAUACUAUGCAAGAGAAUCUCAAAAGACAGCUCUUUGGUCUGCCUCCACGUUACCGAGAUUCUGUUCGGGCUAUAACUCCAGGCUUGCCACUCUUCCUUUACAAUUACUCCACUCACCAACUCCAUGGAAUUUUUGAGGCUGCAAGCUUUGGAGGAACAAACAUUGAUCCAACGGCUUGGGAGGACAAAAAGUGCCCCGGCGAAUCACGCUUCCCUGCUCAGGUUCGAGUUCUUACCAGGAAACUCUGUGAGCCAUUGGAGGAGGACUCCUUCAGGCCAAUUCUUCACCAUUAUGAUGGCCCUAAAUUCCGUCUCGAACUAAGCAUACCGGAGGCACUUUCUCUCCUGGAUGUAUUUGGCUAUUUGCAGAACAAAACGCUUGAGCAACAGACUACAUAUGCAUGCACACUGAUAUGAGUACAGAAAAGAGCUGGUGAAAGAAUAGCAGAAUAAAAAGUUGGUGGCACGCUAGUAUUUCGGAGUUCGAAGGGAAUUUUGGAGAGAAAAUAUAGAUGAUGCUGCCUGUGUGAUUUGUUAAUUAGCUAGCUGGUCUUUGUAGAGGAUGUUAAAAGGUUGUCCUCUUUGUUCUUCCUGCCGUAUACUGUAUACAUAAGUGAAAGUGAUAAAAAGAUAAACUUUAUUUAUGGUGUGUAAUAAUAAGUGUUUUUUUGGAGA